This is a messenger RNA of Colletotrichum paranaense, 1968 nucleotides long. RefSeq lists its product as uncharacterized. Bases 1 to 1968 code for a protein of 655 amino acids. The record is from RefSeq and is a predicted model, not a curated record. NCBI's taxonomy places the organism in Eukaryota, Fungi, Ascomycota, Sordariomycetes, Glomerellales, Glomerellaceae. The transcript has 6 exons.
AUGUCGGGUCCAUUGAAUAAUAGGCCGUUGUUGCCGCUGCUCAAUGGCCAGCCACAUCUCCCCCGGAUCGCACUGCACAAACGGAAGCGGACGCAAGUGCUGGCAGCUUGCGACGGUAUGUCAAUUGUCAUUCUCAUUCAGACCAAGUCACAAGCCUUCCAGCAGACAACUGACGCAAUACCCAGGGUGCCGAAAGCGGAAAGUGAAGCUUGCCGUCUUUGCGUCUCAUCCCAGGCGUCAUGCAUAUACACCGUUGCCGAGGGAACAACUCACAGGGAGGCUCAGAAGCGGAAGCUCAUUAGUAUUUCCGUAGCGCAUGAGAACAGCCAACGAGUUUUAGAGUUGAUUCGAGAAAAUCGCGAUGGCGUUGCAGACGACAUCACGAGGAAGCUGCAGGAAUCCGACGAUCUUCAACACUCGAUUAACUUGAUAGCCGACGCCAGUCUUCUCCUACCAAAAUUUCAUGAGGGUCAAGGUAAGUUUUACAACAAGUCCAAAGUGGCAGAGCAAUUGAUGAUCCAGCCACUAAUUUCUGAUACCGACAGAGGUGAUGGGUGUCUCCGCCCUUCUGACCACAUUAUGCCCAUAUCGCGCUGGACCAAGAUUUCUCGAGCCGACACGACAUUGACACAUCUUGUCAACGCCUUUUGGACCUGGAACAACACUUUGUCGCAUCUCAUUGAUAGAGACCUCUUUGUUUCCAGUCUAGAAUCUAUCGACUCCAGCGCUAACUCCGAUCGAAACGGUCAAUUUUGUUCGUCUUUACUUGUCAACGCCAUCCUAGCCGUCUCAACGCUAUAUGCAAACAAGGUUGUAUUAGGAUCAGUGUCAGCAGAAACAAGGACAACACUGAGCCGCGAUUUUGCCGCUUCUGCAUUCGAGCUCCUAGAAUCGGAGCAGCAUAUGAGUUCCUUGACUCUACUGCAGGCUGCGGCUGUUUUGUGGACUUUGGUCAGGAAUGAGGGAUCUGAUGAGUCAAAAAGUCGAUGUUUGACCCUACAGGGUCUGCUGAAGCGGACUUGGUCGUCUGUUCGCCUGGAGAACACAAGCUACGGUCUCAUCACGUCUCCCAGAGAGGAAGGGGGUAUUGCAGAGAAGAUGCACCAAGCAGAUUCCUACAUCACGUGGGGGUUCUACUGCUUCUUUUCGCCUCUCAUUAUGAAAACAUUCGAACGUCUAGGCACUCGAGACCAUUCCAACUCAUGGGAUUCAACGUCAAAUGUCGGCAAAGAUCCUAAAGGCCUCAGAGUAUUCGUCGCGGAAUGUAACCUUUGCGAGAUUAUUGCUCAAUUCGUCACCGAUCAUGCUGCGAAUAGACUGAAUCGUGAUCACUGCACGGCACUUUACAACAAACUCACAUGUUGGCAACUCUCCCUCCCUGGUGAUCUUAUGGCGGGAAAUAGCGUUCCUGAAUCCGUUUUAUUCCUUCGAGCAACAUAUGAUUUCAUCGCUCUGAAAGUCUUGUCCGUUUACUUGAAGCAGCCUGAAACCGAUAUGCUUAACGCUCAUAACGCCGCACUUGCCCAAAUUGGCCAUGCGGGCUCCAUGAUGGCUAGCCUUUGCCCCGUUGGUGGUAUAUCGAUGACGAGGCACGAGUACUGGACAGCCGAGUAUUGCUUUUCUGUUGCAAAGGAUCUCUUGCCUUGGCUCGACUCGGGUAUUGCGGUGCCCACAGUACGUGACACAAUUGGCAAAGCUUGCUGCAUCCUCAGGGAUAUGUCUGAUGCCGGAGUAUCAGGCCGCGCACAGGCAUUGCUUCUGGAUAUUACCAAGCAGGCAAAGUCGUCAGGCAAGAUCUUAGCCCCUCAGGGCAAGCAGUAUGCAAGAGCAGAACUUAACCCAGCAGUUACAAUACACGGCGUGCUGGUUUUCGAUGGCAAGAAUGACCUCAUGACCGAUUCUACAGAAGGAGCUUUCAUAGUUAAGUUCAAGGAUAAGAUCCGUAGCGUUGAACUCGUGAUGAAUUGA